AUGGCUAACAAGUGUUGUUUUGAGGCCCUUGACAAAUGCUUGAAAGAUAUUAUGGGUAAUGCAGAAAAGCCUUGUGAGCAAAUAUUUGGAGGCAAAAUUGUUGUAUUUGGUGGUGAUUUCAGACAAAUUCUACUUGUUGUGCCUAGAGGUACCCGUUCUGAUAUUGUUCAUUCUACAAUAAAUGCGUCAUAUAUUUUGGGAACAUUGCAAGAUGUGGGAGAUGGGAAAAUUUCAAAACCAAAUGAUGGUUAUGCUGAAAUAACUAUUCCACCAAAAUUUCUAUUAAAGGAUUUUGUGGAUCCAAUUGAGAAAAUUGUAACAAGUACUUAUCCAAACCUACUUGAAAACUUCACAAAUCCAGAAUUCCUCCAAAGUCGAGCAAUCCUAGCUUCAACUAUAGAGAUCGUCGAUGAAAUUAAUGAUUACAUUACAAAUCUUCUUCCAGGUGAUGAGAAGGAGUUUCUAAGUAGUGAUACUAUUGACAGAUCAGAAGCAAAUGAGAAUGAGGCUUUUGAGCAUUUGACUCAAGAAUUUUUAAGCUGUUUGAAAACGUCUGGUUUGCCUAAUCAUUGCUUAAAACUGAAGAUUGACACAACCAUUAUGUUGAUAAGGAAUUUGGAUCAAUUAGAAGGACUUUGCAAUGGUACAAGAUUGACGGUAACAAGGCUAGCAAAUCAUGUGAUUGAGGCUAAGAUUAUUUCAGGUACACAUGUAGGAAACACUAUUUACAUACCUAGAAUGUCUUUGUCUCCUUCGCAAUCCCCUUGGCCAUUCAAACUUAUUAGAAGACAAUUCCCCAUCAUUGUUUCAUUUGAAAUGACAAUGAAUAAAUCUCAAGGUCAAUCAUUAGACUAUGUGGGUUUAUAUUUGCCAAAAGACGUCUUCAGCCAUGAACAACUUUAUGUUGCAAUGUCAAGAGUCAAAAGCAAAGGAGGCUUGAAAAUUUUAAUUCAUGAUAAAGACAAAUUGCCAUUGCAAGUAACAACAAAUGUGGUUUUCAAAUAG
Vicia villosa (hairy vetch) is the source of this 1005-nucleotide messenger RNA. RefSeq lists its product as uncharacterized. The coding region runs from base 1 to 1005 and encodes 334 amino acids. Gene Ontology annotation, molecular function: DNA helicase activity. The transcript is spliced from 3 exons. Gene Ontology annotation, biological process: DNA repair; telomere maintenance. Lineage: Eukaryota; Viridiplantae; Streptophyta; Magnoliopsida; Fabales; Fabaceae. The record is from RefSeq and is a predicted model, not a curated record.